AUGAUCAUACUCUUUAAAAGCAAGGAGACUGACUCAGGUUCUUACAUAGCGAUGAAGUCUUUGUUUUUAUUCCUAUUCGGCUUUGAUCUACUGUUGUCACCAGUGUAUUCACUGUGCCCGCUGCCACCGAUGGUCGCAAAUGCUGUAGGCAACACAGGGCACGACAAAUUGAAUGGCUACUACAUUGAGUAUUCUUGUAACCUGGGAUACUACAUUGGCUAUGGCGAUUCACGUCUGAAAUGUUCGAAUGGUACUAUCAAUGGAAAUCUACCGACAUGUAUGAUGAUAACAUGCAGUAAAUGCAUCACGUUGAAUUACGGCAAAUCGAACUGCAAUUCAUCCCGUACCUAUAAUUACAACAGCACAGUGGAAUAUUGGUGUGAUUCCGGUUUUAUUUCUUACGGCAAUAACAGUCUAAGAUGCGGAGAUAAUGGUUCCUGGGUUAUUGAUAAUGACACUUUCAGAAUGACAUGUAACGCAAGUAAAACUUAUAUCGGAUGCUACGACAUGGAAAAUGUUACAUCUACAUCUACGAAUAUAGACAACUGCAGGCUUGACUGCCAAAGAAAUGGUUAUCACUACGCUGGUUUCAAUAAUGCCGGCUGUGCUUGUGGAAACACAUUGACAAAUCAGGCAUCCAAUCAGUGCCAAGAGAGGUGUAACAUUAAUGGGACUGUUACCUGCGGAGGUACUGGGAACAUCAGGACAACGCAUUAUUCAUUCUACGGCUGUUACACAGAUUCAACAGUUCCGACGAUAACGAUUAAAUUCCAGGCCGAUUCAACAAAGAAUUGCAUCGAAUAUUGCCGAUUGCGGAACAAGCGCUAUGCACUGCUUCUUUCUUUUGACAAAUGCAGUUGCCAAGAUCUUGUGAGCAUAACUGCAACACCAGUCGAGACUAAAAGAUGUCAGUUUAGAAACGUUACAAAUGUCUACUUCGUGCGUAUUAUUGAUCUGGAAAAGUUUUACGCCAGCUGCCAAGAUCUUUACAAAGCCGGAGUGCACUAUCACGGAGAUUAUGUUCUGGGCAAGAAUCGUAAAUUAACUACAUGCAAUUUUAAAGAUGGAACCAUCUGCGAUCAUCAGUGGAUUGGCUACAAAGGAGCGUGUUAUCAUUUCAAUAGCGGCAACAAAACAUUCCAGGAUAGUCUCAGCUACUGUGCAAGUCUAAAUUCAGACCUUGCGUCAAUCCAUGAUAGAGAUGAAGUGGAUUUUCUUAAACAAACUAUAACAGAAUUCCAGGAUUUGAAACAACAACCAAAUUGGUAUAUUGGACUUUAUGACAGUUUACAGUCAAGCAAUUAUCUUUGGUCUGAUGGAACGCUGAAAGUAUUUAAUGACUUCAUUCAAGAACGUCCAUCGAAGAACUACUGGCAGUGUGUACAUUUAAUGGCAAAUGGAUGGACAGAUACACCAUGUUGGGUUCCCGCAGGUGUAAUUUGCAAAAAGAAACAAAAUGCCAACCAAUGUCUCAGUCUAACAAACACAACAUCUGAAAGCAAAUAUAUUACUCACGAUCCGGAUAUGAAUCCUGGAUUGUGCUUCCAGAUCUGUCGAGGUUUGAACAUGCCAAUAUCUGCUGUAAAUACAGUGACGUGUCAUUGUUAUCUAACAAUGCCACAACACAGCGUCCUUAACUGGACAGAAUGUUCGAAAUAUUGCAAAUCAAAUAAUCAUCAGAAUUGUGGAGGAGACCAAAAUAUUUUUUUUGUAACAAAAGAAUCUGGUCAACCUAAAGCUCUCAGUUGUAACGAGUUGCAAUUACAAGUAAUGGCAAAUUCUUUCACGCAAGAUUCGGCUGGUGUUCCUCUUUGCCCAGGAAAUAGCACAAACUCUUGUCCACACACCUGGAUUGCAUCUCAUAAUAGUUGCUACAAAUUCUUCGAAAGUCGUGUCCUUUACAAUGAUGCUGUGGAACAGUGUAUAAAAAAUAAUGCUUAUAUCGUGUCGAUCAAUGAUGCCACCGAAGAGUCUCGCUUGCUUGCAAUAAUCCAGAAAAUCCAAGUGUUCCAAAAUAUCUUCGAAUGGUGGAUUGGACUCACCAAUGUACAACACCUUGGUGUUUUUCGCUGGUCGGAUGGCCAACCGGUUUCCUAUAACAAAAUUACUAACAUGAAAUAUAAUGAUGUUACCUGGAUCCCAAUAAAAAACAUGUGGUCAACCAGCAAUAAUUAUCAGGCAUUUAUAUGUGAAAAAGAUUCAGCUUUUCGCGGCUGUUACAAAGAUAUUUCACAAGCAAGCGUCAUCACAUCAACUGUCGACAUGACAGUGAACAUGUGCGUUGAAUUGUGUCGUGGAAGAAUCAAAAACUAUGCUUUGUUGGAGGAGUACCUUUGCUAUUGUUCAGACAAUAUAUCCACUCAGGCGACUUGUGACACAAAGGCGACGUGCAAAGCUCAGCCAAAUCAAUUGUGCGGCAAGUAUCCAGUUUUCGCUGCCUACCAAGUUGACCAGUUUAAAAAGUUUGCCAAUAACUGUCAAGAUCUCCUUUUUGAGGGAAUCACAGCUCCUACAGUUUACGUGCUUGAAGAUAAACGCAAGAAUUGUGACUUUAGAGGGAACGUCUCCAUUUGUCCAUCUGACACAAGGACGUGGAUCGGUUUCGACGGUCAAUGCUAUCUUCUUGUGAACGAAACGAAAUCCUGGGUCGAAGCUCAAAAUUAUUGUCUCUCAAUCGGUAGUACUUUGGCAUCCAUCAGUGACGAGCAACAUCUUGAGUUUCUCAUUAAGUCAAUCAAACCUCGUUACUCGUUGACAUAUCAUGCAACCGUUUGGCUUGGUGGAUCCGAUGACAUAUAUGAAGGUUUCUAUAGCUGGGUCGAUGGUAACUUGUUAUCAAAAAAACAAUCUAAAGCCAUUGGUACUGGCGAGCAAUAUCACUUGGCUUUGGUGAAACCAAGCUAUCAACUCACAAAAACAAAAACAACUCUCGGUUAUAUCCUGUGCCAGAUAACAAAAGACUAUCGAGGUUGUUUUCAGACACCAGCCAGUUCAUCUCCAAACAUUACAAUUCUGGUGACAACGGAGAAUUUGGUCAGUGUAAAUUUGUCUUCUCUUGUGUGGGUCGCAAGACACAUGGGCGUUGCAUCUACUGGCUCCAGAUUGGCUACUCAUUGUUCCCAGUUAGCUAUCAAUGGAAUAUUCUUAAAUGCGACAUACAAACUCUGGAAUUCGACAAAAGGUUCAAGCGAAUUCAAACAAUGUGGACAAGCAGACAACAGCAGUUGUCCAAUUGGAUGGGUUGGAAAAGACGGCGUUUGUUACGACUUUUCUACUAAGAAAACCAAACUUUCAGAAGCAAGGAACAUAUGCUUUUCAAAAUCGGCCAUUUUAAGUUUUCCCGUCAACGCAGUGGCUAGAAAAUUCAUUGUGGACAUGGUGAAUGCAGUUCCCACAAUUUGGCCUUUAGGAAAAUUCUUUGUCGGCGUGCAAACUUUCAAUCGCGGGUCAUAUGUUGCUGCGACAGGCAAGAUCAUUAAAUCUGACAAUGAUAUACCAACGUCUUUCAACCAAUUGACAUUAACGUGGAGCAACACUUAUUCAACGCCAAGCAGCACAAGUUUGGAGUAUUUCAUCUGUGAGAAGUUUUCUGGUUACAAAGGUUGUGCGUCAUUAUCGAAUCAGCAACAAUCUGUCAGCCUCACCACUCUAGCAAUGACGGCUACCCAAUGUUUAGAAUUCUGCCGCGGUCAAGAAUUCUCACUAGCUGCUGUCAAUACCACUUCUUGUUUUUGUCUCAAAGCAGACGAAGUUUUAAGUUGGCAACCUAAGUCAUCUAUCGACUGGUGCUUCCAAUCCUGUCCAGGUUUUGAUAAUCAACCCUGUGGAGGCAAAAAUGUAUUCUCCGUGUAUGAGGCAGAUCAAAACGCCUCGUUGCCUGAUUCUUGCGAUGAGCUCGUCAACUUGGGAGUGACGGCCAAAUCGACGUAUAAAUUACAACCAAACAAUUAUACAUCAAUUUUGAAGACAACAUGUUUCUCCACGGGAGGUUAUGCUGAAGGUAUCCAGCCAAAUAACUACAUUUUCACCUCUAAACAGGCAUCCUUUUCAACCACAGAUCUUCGAGUACACAUCUUUCCGACAAUGAGCAACGCCUGGAAACCAGCGUCUGUAAACGGUCAGUGGGUGGAGGUAGCGUUACCCAGUUUGUACACCGUGACUGGCAUACGGACACGAGGCGUUAUGAAGCCCAACGAAAGGUGGGUAAUGUCUUAUGAAUUGUUUUAUGGAGAUGCAAGUCCUGGUUACCUGGCUCCCUACAGUGAGAAUAAUAUCACUGAGUUUCAGGCAAACACCGAUGGUAACAGUGUCGUCACUCGACUCUUCAGAAAACCUUUUGUGGCUAACACUAUUCGUCUCGUUGUUAAACAAAGCCAUAUAUCAAUUGCCUUAGGCUUUGAAUUCCUUGGCCAACCAUAUGAACAUGUUUUUGCUUCUAACAAAGCAAUCGGUUGUUUUGCUGGUGAUAAUUCGACAGGCAACGUGUUAGCUACUGCGACUACAAAAGAUGACUGCAAAAAGACGUGUUUGGCGAAUGGAUAUCCAAUAUAUGGCAUCCAAGAAAAGAAAGGAACAUUUAUGUGCAAAUGUGUAUUGAGUUUUGGAAAAUACGGCCAAUUGAAUGACACUGAAUGUCUCAGUGACAGCAAUGUAUCCCCUUUUAUUUUGUAUCGAACCUUUGAAAUGGCAUGUCAGUCUCCUGACCUAGUUAAUUGGGCCAAAAUUAUACCAUUGUCAAAUCCUGUGCAAGGAAAGUAUGCAUAUAAUAUGAAAGUGAUGUACACGUGCAUUCUUGGUUAUGAGUUUCCAGACAAAAGCAACAGUUCCAUUGUUAAAUGCCUGGAAAAUAACCAAUGGGAAUCAUUACCUGGAAAUUGUUCAAGAAAACAUUGCUCAGCAAUUCCUAAAAAAAUUUCUUUCAUCUGUCAACAAAAUGUCACAUGGGCAUUUAACAAUGAAGAAUGCCAAGCUCCUGACCCAUUCCACCGCCAAAAUACUGUGACUCAAGGUGAAGAGAACAAGAGGAUUGCUACUCCAUCUUAUUCCUUACAUGUCCGUAGUCUCUUGGACUGUAUUAGCAAAUGUAUGCAGCAUAUGACAUGCUCUAUCCUCAGCUUACACACUCAAUCAUCAAAUGAAGGGGCCAACUGUGAUUUAUUUCUUGGUACACGUCCACAGAUCAUUUUAACUGAUGCUCCAGGUUGGAACAUGUAUUAUAUGAGACUAAUUAGAUAA
This is a messenger RNA of Acanthosepion pharaonis, 5235 nucleotides long. The record is from the annotation of a GenBank genome assembly. Lineage: Eukaryota; Metazoa; Mollusca; Cephalopoda; Sepiida; Sepiidae.